Messenger RNA from Oryza sativa Japonica Group (Japanese rice), 1144 nucleotides. RefSeq lists its product as uncharacterized. NCBI's taxonomy places the organism in Eukaryota, Viridiplantae, Streptophyta, Magnoliopsida, Poales, Poaceae. Gene Ontology annotation, biological process: protein phosphorylation; signal transduction. Gene Ontology annotation, molecular function: ATP binding; protein kinase activity. The record is from RefSeq and is a predicted model, not a curated record. Gene Ontology annotation, cellular component: cytoplasm.
AUGGGCAGCUCGCCGACGAACACCGGCCGCACGCCGCACGGGCUCGGGCUCCGCGGCCGCCUCGCCGGCCUCUUCUCCUCGCCGUCACCCUGCCACCAUCAGCACUCCGACGAGGUGGUGGCGAAGCUGAAGGAGGAGGUGGAGAAGCAGCGAGAUCUCAAGGAGACUUACAUGGCUCGGCUGGAGAGCACCCAGGCGUAUCUCAGGUUCUGCCUCGAGGUCGCCCAGGUGCACGACUUCUUGCACCUCGUGUCCAACUCCAAUGGCGGCGACGACGAGCCGCACCGCGACGCCGGAGAUCAAGAGCCGGCAACAGCCGCCGCCGCCGACGACGACGACGAAGAUGCUGCUGAAGCACCGCCCUGUGACCCCUACUUCGCCGCCACCAGAGACCUCGCCGUGCAGCACGGCUGGUCCGUCGCUCCCGACGAGGUGCGUUCGCGUGAAACAUUUGUCCAUCGAUCACAGCAAAGCUUGAUCUCCUGUCCAUGGACUCAGAUCGAGCUGCACGAGAUGAUCGGGCGAGGGUCAACGGCGGAUGUGUACAGGGCGACGUGGAGGGGGCUCGACGUGGCGGUGAAGUGGAUGCGCGCCGAGUUCUUCGCCGCCGCCGACCAGCGCAGCCGCGGCGAGGCCUUCUUCGCGCAGGAGCUCGACGCGCUGUCGCGGCAGCGGCACCCGCACGUGCUGCGGCUGAUGGCCGCGUGCCUGCGCCCGCCGGCGAGCUGCUUCCUCGUGACGGAGCUGCUGACCGGCGCGACGCUGGCGCAGUGGCUCCACGGGACUUAUGUUUAUAUGGCUCCUGAAAUCAUUCGCUGUGAACCAUACACUGAGAAAUGCGACGUGUACAGCUUCGGCAUCAUACUAAAUGAACUAGUAACCGGGGAGCAUCCAUACAUAGAUACAGGUUACGGGCCUAGUAAGAUUGCUUUGGAAGUAGCAGAUGGAAAAUUAAGGCCCAAACUUGCAGAAAGAGACGUAAAUUCUAGCGUCCUGAAUGAUCUCAUUUGUGGAACGUGGGAUGCAGAGCCUUCGAAAAGGCCUUCAUUUGCCACUAUAACUUCUGCACUCCGGAAAAUCAAGCAGCAACUUAUGUAACACAAAUGGCAAAACUAGCAUCUUUAUUUAUUGGGGCAUUGGUUAU